CGCGCGCGCGAUGGGCGGGGUGUGGACGGCGCUGCGAUGGCUGCCCGCGGGUGUCGGACCAGCGAAGCCCCCGGCGCCUCUCAGAGCCCGGCCUCCUGACGCCGCCAGUGGGCGGGGUCGCCCGGGCCGCCGCCACCGCUGUCAUGUAUCCGCCGCCGCCGCCGGCGCCACAUCGGGACUUCAUCUCGGUGACGCUGAGCCUUGGCCAGAGCUACGACGGCAGCAAAAGCUGGCGGCGGCGCUCGUGCUGGAGGAAAUGGAAGCAGCUGUCGAGAUUACAGCGCAACGUGAUCCUUUUCUUCCUCACGUUUCUCGUGCUCUGCGGGCUCCUGUCCUACAUCAGCGUGGCUGACCAGUGGAGAGCCGUGGAUGGCAGGUCGGCGGAAGAGCGGAAGGUGAGACCGGCAGAUCCGCCCGUCUUGCCGGCUCCUCGGAAGGCAGAUGCUAAUCCGGAAAACUCGCCGGGGCUUUUACCCCAGAAGCCUCAGAGGCAUUUCCGACGGGGGCCGCCCAACCUGCAGAUUAGAGCCCCCGACAAAGACUCCAAGGACCGGAGGCAGGAUGACACGAGGCGGAGGGACGAGGUGGUGGGCGACGCUCGUCAGGAAGAGAGCACCCAGAGAACGGUGGUCAGCUGGAGGGGUGCAGUGAUCGAGCCGGAGCAGGGCACCGAACCCCCUUCGAGAAAGGCAGAGGGCCCCCCCACCGAGCCUUCCUCACAGGCCCCCGGGAUUCAGAACCAACCAGCCUCCCCGAACGAGCGUCAGAGGGCCGUGAUAGACGCCUUCCGCCACGCGUGGACCGGCUACCGCAAGUUCGCCUGGGGCCACGACGAGCUGAAACCCGUGUCCAGGUCCUUCAGCGAGUGGUUUGGCCUGGGACUUACGCUGAUUGACGCCCUGGACACCAUGUGGAUUUUGGGUCUGAAAAAAGAGUUUGAAGAAGCCCGCAAGUGGGUGUCUAAGAAGCUCCGGUUUCAGAAAGACGUGGACGUCAACCUGUUCGAGAGCACGAUCCGGAUCCUGGGCGGCCUUCUGAGCGCCUACCACCUGUCCGGGGACGACCUCUUCCUGAGGAAGGCCGAAGACUUUGGGAAUCGGCUGCUGCCUGCGUUCCAGACGCCCUCCAGGAUCCCAUACUCGGACGUGAACAUCGGCACCGGAGCCGCCCACCCGCCCCGCUGGACCUCGGACAGCACGGUGGCCGAGGUCACGAGCAUUCAGCUGGAGUUCCGAGAGCUCUCCCGCCUCACGGGGAGUAAGAAGUUCCAGGAGGCCGCGGAGGAGGUGACGAGGCGUGUGCACUCCCUGUCGGGGAAGAAGGACGGGCUGGUGCCCAUGUUCAUCAACACGCACAGCGGCCUCUUCACUCACGUGGGAGUGUUCACUCUGGGCGCCAGGGCCGACAGCUACUACGAGUACCUGCUGAAGCAGUGGAUCCAGGGCGGAAAGAAGGAGACGCAGUUACUGGAAGACUACCUCGAAGCCGUCGAGGGAAUCAAAAGGCACCUGCUGCGCAGGUCUGAGCCCAGGAAGCUCACCUUUGUGGGGGAGCUGGCCCACGGCCGCUUCAGUGCCAAGAUGGACCACCUGGUGUGCUUCCUGCCAGGGACGCUGGCUCUGGGCGCCCACCACGGCCUGCCCGCCGACCACAUGGAGCUGGCCCGGGCGCUCAUGGACACCUGCUACCAGAUGAACCGCCAGAUGGAGACGGGGCUGAGCCCCGAAAUCGUGCACUUCAACCUGUACCCCCAGAGCGACCGCAAGGACGUGCAGGUCAAGCCGGCCGACAGGCACAACUUGCUGCGGCCCGAGACAGUGGAGAGUCUGUUCUACCUGCAUCGCCUCACGGGAGAGCGCAAGUACCAGGACUGGGGCUGGGAGAUCCUGCAGAGCUUCAACAAGUACACGCGGGUCCCCUCGGGUGGCUAUUCUUCCAUCAGCAACGUCCAGGAUCCCCUCAAUCCCCAGCCCCGGGACAAGAUGGAGAGCUUCUUUCUGGGGGAGACGCUCAAGUACCUGUACCUGCUCUUCUCCGACGACCCGGCCCUGCUCAGCCUGGACGCCUACGUGUUCAACACUGAGGCUCACCCCUUGCCCAUCUGGGCCCCGCCUAGGGUGGGGUGACGCCCCUGUGGGCACUGCCCGGGGGCCUCACACGUCUUGCGUUUGUGGGUACCUGUCCUCGGAACCCUGGCCUUGGGUAGGUUCACUCUCCUGACCUUGGCCGCGGCGUGGUCCCCUCGGCCGACUGUCCGUGCUCCGGGGUCAGGCUGAUGACAUUCCCCGGGGGGUUACCGAGCCUGACAUCUCAGGGCCUCAGAGGUGGUCAGGGCAGCUGGGCGCCCGGUGCUUUGCCGCUGGCUUUGCACUUCUGGCUUGUGGUUCUCAUGACGUCGGAUGGUGUCGUGAGGUCAGCGCUGUGAAUCCCCGAGGCCCCACCUGCUGGGGACCUUCCUGCUUGAAUCAUGACUUACAUUCCUGAUCCCCAAACGUCUUCUGUGUGGCCCCAGUGUCUCUGCUUGUCCCCUGGGGCCGCUCUGGGUCUCCUGGACCCACACAUGUUCUGAGAUGAGCUGAAGGGACAGCCCGACAUGCGGUUCAGCCCGGGCUCUCCGAGUCUGUGAAUGUGCCCUGACCCGGGAGUCCGGGGGGGGGGGGGGGGGGGGGGCACUUGUGACCUCCUGCGAAUCCGGGCACCUGGCCGGCUGUGGUGUUUACAUGUUGGACUCAGGGAUCCUCCCCCGGCCCUGCAGGGGCGGGGAGGGGCGGGUGGACAAGUUCAUCCUGCUCCUGGACCACCCGACAGAACGGACUUUCCAGGCAGCAUAAACGUGGAUUGUUUCCUCUGCUGGUAGGCGGGUCCUUUACUGCGAAACGUCUUUGCGUAGUGUGAGAGAAAGCCAUCGUCGGUUUGGGGCGCUUCUGACUGCAGUGCACAGGGGUGUCCGGUUUCCGGCCCGAUAAUCAUGCCGUCCUCCAUACAUAAGUUAGCACAUGCGCACCUUACCUGUCGUUGCACGAGAUAACGCACCACGGGGGGGAGCGGGAGGUGCGCUUCGCGGCCUGUCCCGAACACCGACCCACAGCAGACAGAGCCAGCGAGCGCCACACCCAAGUCGUGUCAUCAGCUUCUGUGCGUGUCGUGAAAGACAGAAGUUGACAAAAUGCAAAAUCGGACACCUUGGAGAGGUCAGCGUACAGAAAAGAUUUCUGUAGCGAGGCCGAGCGGCAACAUCCACCUCCCGUUCUCCCCAGAAACAAAACGGCAGUAGAACCGUCGCGGUCCGUUUUGACAACAGCCAAUGAACCAUGAGGAAAAAAGGAAGUGCGUCUCCAUGAAAGGAACAAAAUUAGUUGCUAUAAGUGUCGCUAGAGACAGUCCAGCCUUGAGAAUUAUUAGAAAAGGACUAAUAAAACUAAACGUUCUCAACUUGAACACACACAUGGAAGUAGGGGAAAUACUACGAGCACACUGAGAUUACCAGAGAAAUUACCGGAAGGAAUAAUUAUUAAAAAUCAUCUUCCAUUGAAAUGUGCAGCGAUUGAGAGAUUCAUCAGCAGAGUUCAGUAGCCACAGCAGUGAGGAGACCACAGAACGUGAGCCGUGGACAGAGUCCGAGGGACAGGUCCCACCCUCCGCAGGCCCCACAAGUCUGUUAGAGUUGGGGUCUCAGGGGCAAAAGGGGAUUUGAAACAGUGCUGAACGCUUUCCAAAUGUGAUGUUCUAAGAUGUAAAUUACAAGUUCAAGAAGGUCAGACACUUCCUAGUAGAAUCAGCACAAGACGACCUGGGAUAAGUGGUGGGAGAGUCUUGACCGCCGUGAGCGGUGACCUGUGAUGUGCAGACCCAUGGCAAGGCCAGCCGCCCAGUGAGGGAGAAAAAAAGGCCAGAAGAUGGGAAUGGAAUGACGCUUUGAUGAGAGAAGUUGUCACCCCGGAGUUCCAUGUACAGCAAAACUGACUCAGAAAUGGAGGAUUCUAGGUAUUUCCAGGGGAAAGCCGGAUAGCUUGUCGCCAGGCGGCCUGACGUGCAUGAAAUGCUCCAAGGACUCUGGGCAGAACUGCUGCCAGAUGGGAACUCGGGGCUCUGUUAAGACGCGGCUGGGAUGCGUCAAAUCAGUUACGUGUUUGGCUGCCACUCCUGUUUUUAUUCUCCAGGAUUUAAAAGCUGUUUGUGGGAGAUAAUUACAAGUUUAUGUUUUGGGGCCCACGGUGUGCAGCGUGAGUUUUGAGAGUAGCUACAGAAGCAGACUGGUCUGAGCCGUCUCAGAGAUAGGUCGUGUAUGUUAGUGAACAGAGUUGCUGUAUGUGUGGACCAGAUUGUUAGAAAUUCGGGAUGUCACCCAUGAUAGCCACGAUGAAAUUAUCAAAAAGCUACACGUGGGUGGAAAGGAGAAGAGAGUGAGAAUGGUUCGCUAAAGUUUUAAAAAAAAAAAGUCCUCGGAAGAAAUGAGGGACGAAAAAGGAUUAACGUAUAGAAAACACGCACAAAGUGGUAGAAGUCUUAUUGGUAAUUACGUAAAAUAAAAUGGAUGAAACUCUUCGAUCAAAACCAGAGCUUGGCAGAAUGGACUAAAACACAGUGACCCAAGUACGUACUGUCUAGCAGAGACCAUGCUUUCAAAGAUACAAAUAGAUUGAAGGCAAAAGCAUGGGGGGAGACACCCCAUGGAAACAGUGACCCAAAGAGAGCUGGGGUGGCUUUGCGAACGCCAGACGAAAUAGGCUUUAAUUCAAACACGGGGGGUGCCUGGGUGGCUCAGUGGGUCGAGCACCCAACUCUUGAUUUCGUCUCAGGUCACGAUCCCAGGGUCGUGGGGUGGAGUCCUGCAUCGGGCCCCACGCCGAGCAUAGUGCCUGCUGGGAUUCUCUUUCUACCUCUCUGCCCUCUCCGUUGCUUGCACACGGUGUCUUUCAAAAAAAAUUAAAAAACUUUUAAGAGGUCAACGUGGAUGCAGCUUACUUUGUAUUCGGUCAAAACAGGAUUUUUCCAUGGGGAAGAAAAGACAGGGUUACAAAGGAGGUAGAACAGGUACAAAUGCAUCGAACAGCAGAGUCCAAUGAAACAGCCGGGUCUCCAGUGGCAGGUGGAGACUUCGUCAGCCGCCUUCAAGAUGCACAGACCCGCUAGGGGAAGACCAGCGAGGAAACCGAGGACACGAACAGGGCUACAAAGGAGGCAGACCCAACAGAUGAGAGCGCCCCCGACAACAGAGUGUCCCUGCUCCUCAAGGGCACAUGGAGCAUUCUCCAUGGUCUGCAUUAGGCCACAAAACAAGUAUUAAUGCAUUUUGUUUUUGUUUUUGUUUUUUUUGAGAGCAAGCACAAGUUGGGGAGAGGGGCAGAAGGAGAAGGAAAGAAUCUUCAGCAGGGUGCAUGCACAGUGUAGAGCCUGACACUGGGCUCAAUCCCACAACCGUGAGAUCAUGUCCUGAGCUCAAAUAGACACUCAACUGACUGAGCCCCCCAGGUGCCCCUAAAGAUUUUACUUUUAUGUAAACUUUAUACCCCACAUGGGGCUCGAACCCACAACCCCAGGAUCCAGACUUGCACAUUCCAUCAACUGAGUCGGGCACCCCAGUGUAUUUUAAAUGAUUGAAAGGGGGGGGGGGCUGGCUGGCUCAGUCGGUUGAGCGUCCGACUUCAGCUCAGGUCAAGAUCUCGCUGCUCGUGGGUUCGAUCCCCUCAUCGGGCUCUGUGCUGACAGCUCAGAGCCUGGAGCCUGCUUCCGACUCUGUGUCUCCCUCUCUCUCUACCCCUCCCCUACUCAUGCUCUGUCUCCCAAAUAUAAAUAAACACAAUCAAUGGGUCAGUGGAGAAGUCAGAAAGGAAGUUAAACACUUUUGAGACCUAUGAAAUUGAAAGCACAAAGUACACAAUUUAUGGGAUGCAGGGAAGGCUCUGCUCAGAUCAAAAUCCAUAGCUUUGAAUGCCUACAUUAAAAAAAAUUAAAAAUGUACGAGGCGCCCGGCUGGCUUAGUCGGUAGAACACACAGCUCCUUAUCAGGGCCGUGAGUUCGAGCCCUAUGUUGGGUGUAGAGCCUACUCUAAUAAUAUAGAGGCGCCUGGGGGGCUCAGUCUGUUGGGCACCUGGUUUCGGCUCAGGUCACGGUCUUGCGGUUUGUGGGUUCAAGCCCCGCGUCGGGCUCUGUAGUGACAGCUCAGAGCCUGGAGUCUGCUUCAGAUUCUGUGUCUCCUCUCCCUGCCCCUUCCCCGCUCACACUCUGUUUCUCUCUCUCAAAAAAUAAACAUUAAAAAUUUUUAAAAAAUAAAAAAAGGAAGAAAGAUCUCCAGUUAGUAGCUAACUAUGCACCUUGAAGAACUAGGAAAGGAAGAGCAGACUAAACCCAAAGCUUGCAGUGUGAAGGAAAUGUGUAGAAUGGAGAUAAGUAAAAUAGAGAAUAGAAAAACACCAGAGACGGUCCGCACAACCAAAACUUGGUUCUUUGAAAGCAUCAACAACACUGAGUCUCCAAGCUACACUAGCAAGGUGAGUGUCCAGUAGCUAGAGCCGGAAACAGAAGUGGGGGCGUCACCAGGGUCUUACAGAAAAAUUCCGCACCAUCAAGUGUGACGCUCUUUUUAAGAUGGCAAGUUCCCAGACAUGCAAGAAUGACCUAAACUCAAGACGAUCUAUAAAUUUUCGACAGACCUAGAACAAAUAGAUGGAUCCAAUAGUAAACAGAGAGACAACAACAACAAAACCCUCCCAACAGAGAAGCCUGGGGUCAUGUGGCUUCUGGGGAAUUCAGCCAAACAUUUUCAAAGUUGGGGCACUUUGCUGGCUCAGUCUGGAGCGCGCAACUCUUGAUCUUGGGGUUGAGUUCGAGCCCCACAUUGAGUGCAGAGAUCACUUAAA
Neofelis nebulosa (Clouded leopard) is the source of this 6861-nucleotide messenger RNA. RefSeq names its product endoplasmic reticulum mannosyl-oligosaccharide 1,2-alpha-mannosidase-like. Gene Ontology annotation, molecular function: calcium ion binding; mannosyl-oligosaccharide 1,2-alpha-mannosidase activity. The record is from RefSeq and is a predicted model, not a curated record. Gene Ontology annotation, cellular component: endoplasmic reticulum; membrane. Lineage: Eukaryota; Metazoa; Chordata; Mammalia; Carnivora; Felidae. Gene Ontology annotation, biological process: carbohydrate metabolic process; N-glycan processing.